AUGGCUGAAGGAGUUGUAACGCAAGCCUUCUCCCUGGUUGGAUGGGCAUUCUUACCUGCUUAUGCCACGGCUCUUCUACAAUCGGUCUAUUACCGACUCACGAUACGCGCGGGACGGCGCCAUCCGCAGCCUGGAGAGCCUCUCUUCGCGUACCACAAUCGUCGAAUCCGCGUCUUCGUGUUGUCCCUCUAUCUCCUCUACACCCUCAUCCAGGCCCUGUAUGAUGUCAAGCUGGCGGGAGACUUCUACGCUCUCCUGGGAGUCACUCCCUGGACGACGGAACGAGAGGUGAAGAGUCGGUUCCGGAGGUUGGCAGCGAGAUAUCAUCCAGAUAAACUGCACGAGAACGGGCAACUUGUCCCCGGAGCGGACCAAGUGUUUGUGCAGUUCAAGUUGGCGCAUGACACCCUUUUGGAUCCUGCAAAGCGCUUUGCCUACGAUCGAUUCGGACCAGGCAUCGUCCAGCUGCAACAUCCGGGACUGAAGACCAUCAAGGACUAUGUCUAUGCUGGCCUACGCUCCAAGAUCCCCGAAUACGCAACGAAUGCGGCCCUGCUGGUGCUUCUGAACUACAUCUGGCUGCCCAAAUGGGGACAGUUCUGGCGCUAUUUUGCCGUGGCCUGUAUGGCGUUUCUGGAAUUGUAUUUCUUGACUCACACGUGGGAGCCUCCUCGGCUGGUGGCGCUCUGGGCUUCUACACUUCACAAGAUCUUCCCACAUCUACUACCGCCACAUCUUCUCCCCUAUCAGAUCUUGGGUCUCGCAAGGAAGAUGUCCAUGUCUCUCAACAUCUUCAUUUCACAACUGGCUCCUCCCAAGGCAAGAGCCGCGGCCACGAGAGAGCUCCAGACUCAGCAGCAGGUCGCACACUUGGCUCAAGUGGCGGGCAAAUUGGACACUGAGACUGUGGGGUUGCUUCAGCUGGCCUUGAGUCCGUUCAAGGGCGAUGCGAGCAAAUCGGAAAUGCUCCGAGCAGGCAUGAAGGAGACCCUGCUGACCGGCGCGCUGAGAAUGAAUUCUGAAGUCCGAGAUGCGAUGCAGAGGGCCCUCGACAGGAGACGAAGAGGCCCAAUGACGAUGCAGGACACCGAUUGA
This is a messenger RNA of Capronia coronata CBS 617.96, 1095 nucleotides long. RefSeq lists its product as uncharacterized. Bases 1 to 1095 code for a protein of 364 amino acids. NCBI's taxonomy places the organism in Eukaryota, Fungi, Ascomycota, Eurotiomycetes, Chaetothyriales, Herpotrichiellaceae. Gene Ontology annotation, cellular component: endoplasmic reticulum. The record is from RefSeq and is a predicted model, not a curated record. Gene Ontology annotation, molecular function: protein-folding chaperone binding; misfolded protein binding. The transcript has 2 exons.